AUGUCUUUCUGGCGAAACAUCCUGCCUCUGCGAUGGAGAUCGAGGCGCUCGUUAGAGUCGACAUUCUUUGUUACGACUUUUAUUGCUGCCAUGGUGACUGUAUCUCUGUCGGCAUCGACCAUUUUACCGUGCCCAGCAAAUGGCAAAGGCAACCUUCAGGACCGACUGGACUCUCGCGGCACUUUUUCGGAAGAGGAGAUCAUGAGUGACGACGCCAAAAAGGCCCAUACUCGCUACGCGCCCGAGUCGCUGCCUGUCGGCGGGCUGGGCCAGCGCGCAUACCUUACCCGGCGUGGCGGCUGGAUUGAAAUUGAAGAGCGGCCUCCGCUCUUUUCGUGGCGUCGUUGGACGUCCUAA
Malassezia restricta is the source of this 357-nucleotide messenger RNA. RefSeq lists its product as uncharacterized. The record is from RefSeq and is a predicted model, not a curated record. The transcript has a single exon. NCBI's taxonomy places the organism in Eukaryota, Fungi, Basidiomycota, Malasseziomycetes, Malasseziales, Malasseziaceae. Bases 1 to 357 code for a protein of 118 amino acids.